AUCCAACCUACCUAUCUGUAAACCCGGUUUGUGGCAAAGUGCUGCUCAUCAACCGUACAUAAGCAAGAGUUUUUAUCGCUAUUUUAAACUUAAAGUUCCUGUUACAACAGCAACUUCUGUGUAGUUUAGUUUAUCCAGUUCCAGUUUAAGUUACAGUUAUCAUCGAGGGGGGGCUUUUUUUUUUAAAUCGUUGUCCGUUAUCAAGCAGCGCAUCGUUUGCUGGGCGAAAGGAAACACACACAAAUAAAACGCAAACCAUUAACGUUAGCUAUAAUAGAAUCCUUUCUGUCAUUUAUUUUUAUUAUUAUUAUUUUGACCUGUAUCUUGCUACGUUACCUGCACCGACAUGGCUACUAAUCCUCCAGGACAAGCCUUUCCAAACAAGGCGCGGGUGGCGAUCCUGGCCGAGCUGGAGAAGGAGAGGAGACGGCUGAUGAGCACUCCCGGAGGCAGCAUCUCGCUGUCCAGACCUAGUCUGAAGGAGUUCAGGGACAACGCAGAACAGCAGCACAUCGCUGCCCAGCAGAAAGCUGCCCUGCAGCAUGCACACACACACUCCACAGGCUUCUUCAUCACUCAGGACUCCUCGUUCGGGAACCUCAUCCUCCCUGUCAUUCCACGCCUGGAGCCUGAGACUUCUUGACCUUAUUUUUUUUUUUUUUUUUAAACCUCUGGUUGUCCUCCUGCUGCCCAGUGUGAGAAGACGCUUUAAAACAACACACAUCACGCACAUCAGACCCACAUGGCUCCCGGUUUCUCUCUUUUAAGUCUGGGAUUAAUGGGACAGUUGUCAGGCAGGUUGUUAACAAUCUCAGGGGAGG
Messenger RNA from Perca fluviatilis (European perch), 821 nucleotides. Its product is annotated as SOSS complex subunit C-like. Bases 347 to 643 code for a protein of 98 amino acids. Gene Ontology annotation, biological process: DNA repair. The record is from RefSeq and is a predicted model, not a curated record. The transcript has 4 exons. Gene Ontology annotation, cellular component: nucleus; nucleoplasm; SOSS complex. Lineage: Eukaryota; Metazoa; Chordata; Actinopteri; Perciformes; Percidae.